UUCGUCUUCGAUCCUUUUUGUCUUGUCGUAAUGCCUGAGCCCGCCAAGUCGGCUCCGGCCCCCAAGAAGGGCUCUAAGAAAGCAGUGACCAAGGCGCAGAAGAAAGACGGGAAGAAGCGCAAGCGCAGCCGCAAGGAGAGCUACUCCAUCUACGUGUACAAGGUGCUGAAGCAGGUCCACCCCGACACGGGCAUCUCGUCCAAGGCCAUGGGCAUCAUGAACUCGUUCGUCAACGACAUCUUCGAGCGCAUCGCCGGCGAGGCUUCCCGCCUGGCGCACUACAACAAGCGCUCCACCAUCACGUCCCGGGAGAUCCAGACGGCCGUGCGCCUGCUGCUGCCCGGGGAGCUGGCCAAGCACGCCGUGUCCGAGGGCACCAAGGCCGUCACCAAGUACACCAGCUCCAAGUAAAACGACCGGGAGGCUUUUCGCACUUUGAACCCAAAGGCUCUUUUCAGAGCCGCCCACUAUCUCACAGAGAGCAGCUGUUGCCCUUUUCCUGGUGUUCCAGGGUAAGCAUCAAUUGUGUUAGCUACGAGUGAAUUAUAUGUGUAUUCG
Messenger RNA from Ornithorhynchus anatinus (platypus), 558 nucleotides. RefSeq names its product histone H2B type 2-E. Lineage: Eukaryota; Metazoa; Chordata; Mammalia; Monotremata; Ornithorhynchidae. The coding region runs from base 31 to 411 and encodes 126 amino acids. Gene Ontology annotation, cellular component: nucleosome. The transcript has a single exon. The record is from RefSeq and is a predicted model, not a curated record. Gene Ontology annotation, molecular function: structural constituent of chromatin; protein heterodimerization activity; DNA binding.